Molecule: messenger RNA, 468 nt
Organism: Penicillium lagena
Lineage: Eukaryota; Fungi; Ascomycota; Eurotiomycetes; Eurotiales; Aspergillaceae
Product: cytochrome b5-like heme/steroid binding domain-containing protein
Exons: 2
Coding region: 1-468 (155 amino acids)
Cellular component (GO): endomembrane system; membrane
Source: RefSeq, a predicted model, not a curated record
AUGUCCAUCGCCAGCCCCAUCAACUUAAUCCUCGCCUCCCUCUUCAUCAUCCUCCUGUAUUACCACUUCAAGCCCAAACCCGCCGUGGCGCUCCCGCGCGGCCCGCCCCCUAUCGUCUUCCGCACCUACACCCCGAAGACCCUAAUCGAGUUCAACGGCGAGAACGACAAGCCCGUGUUCCUGGCCGUGCGCGGGCGCGUAUUUGACGUUACUCCCGGCAGGAAUUUCUACGGUCCGGGUGGCCCUUAUGAGAACUUUGCCGGCCGGGAUGCCUCGCGCGGUCUUGCGUUCCAGAGUUUCGAUGAGGAAAUGCUGACCAAGGAUUUGUCGGCUCCGCUGGAUACGCUCAAGGAUUUGGAUGCGGAUCAGUUGGAGAAUCUGCAGUCGUGGGAGGAACGCUUCUCGGAGAAGUAUCUUGUUGUUGGCAAGCUGGUUGCCGAGGGGGAUCCUGAGGCCCCGGCUGCCUGA